AUGGUUACCACCACGGCGCCGCCGCCCUUCCUGGCUCGGAUCUCAGCAGGCACCGAAGACCCCAGGCGGCUGCCCUCGACUCUACUCCAGUGCCUCAGGCGGGGGGACAGCAACUGUGAGAACCAGCCCAGCUGCUGCCUGGCGGGUCCGGGGGGCAGCGCGCGGCCUGCGCUGAAGAGAGUGAGGCGGAGGAAGGGAAAGAUCCGGCCCAGCCCCGCGGGGCUCCUUCCGAGCCGCUACCAGCAGUACCAGCAGCAUCGCGCCGGCCUGGGCAGAAGGACCCCGCUGGGAACGCACGGCCCGGGCGACCUUCGCGCUCACCCCGCACCAACCGUCUCCGCCGCCCCCAGCAUAGUAACGAGCCCCGCCGAGGAGUCCCCCGCGCCCGUCCCCUCGAGACCAGCGCCCAGCAAACCCCUCAGGAAGGAGUUCUUAAAGAACAAGAUGGGAAAGGCUGAGAAGGCUGCCGUCCCCCACAGCCAGCCUGUUCACAGUAUACAUCUGUGUGAACAACCAAAGAUUAACAGACAGAAGAGUAAAUGUAAUAUGCCACUAGCAAAGAUCACCUCUGCAAAAAAAAUUGAGAACUUUUGGCAAGAUUCCUUGUCGCCCGAAAUAAUUCAGAAGCAGGAGAAAAAACCACUUAAAAACACAGAGAACUUCAGAAAUGCAAAGUCCAAGAAACCUAUCACCCUAACCGAAGCAAGCCAAAAAGAAAAUUAUGCUGGGGCAAAAUUUAGUGACCCACCAUCUCCUAGUGUCCUUCCAAAGCCUCCCAGCCACUGGGUGGGCAGCACUGCUGAACCUUCUGACCAAAACAGGGAGUUGAUGGCAGUCCAUCUGAAAACUCUCCUAAAAGUUCAAGCAUAGUUUCCAAGAUCUCUGGACAGUAGCAAAAAAAAAAAAAAAAAAAAAAGUCCAUACAGGAAACUUAAACAUGCCUUGUUGCAACAUGAAUUGCAAAAGACUGUCAAGUCUUACAAUCACAUACAAAAAAAAAAACCCUUGUAUUAUAUUUUUUAUGGUUGUGUAAAUAGUGUACAUCAUGUAUUAUGUGUAUAUUCUUGUUCAUACUUUGAGAGGUACAUUUUAGUUUUGUUAUGAAAGGAUGUAUUUUGCACUGCCUGAAUGGUAGAUGUCUUGUAUAUAAAAUAUGGACAAUUUUAAGUGUGUGCUUGACAUAUGAAGACUUGACUUGAUUUGCACAAGGUAAUGAAAAUUUUGAAAGGAGAGUACGGCUUUUUGAUAUUAAGGUUCCAGAUCAAAUGUGAAUGGUUUAUUCAUGCACUACUGACAAUAGUUUUACAUUCUGUGGCCCAGUCAAGUAUAAACAUGGAAUUUUCAUGCCAAUGUGAAUUUUUGCUCUCUGCUCUGGAAACAGUGUCUGGAAUUCCUGGUCAUCUGUUUGUUGUAAAAUUAACUGGAAUUUGAGUAAAGUUCCAGCCCAUCAACUUGAGCACUGCUGAUUUCUUUAAAAGGAAAAAAAGAAAAGAGCAGAGCUUUCUGCCAAAAAUAUAAUUGGUUACGAAAAAUUUAAAUAAAACAAUUUGGCCUCCCCUUAAA
Messenger RNA from Dromaius novaehollandiae (emu), 1563 nucleotides. RefSeq names its product proline rich nuclear receptor coactivator 1 (gene PNRC1). Bases 1 to 870 code for a protein of 289 amino acids. The record is from RefSeq and is a predicted model, not a curated record. Lineage: Eukaryota; Metazoa; Chordata; Aves; Casuariiformes; Dromaiidae. The transcript is spliced from 2 exons. Gene Ontology annotation, cellular component: nucleus.